AUGAGGGAUCUGGAGGAGUUCCGGGGCUCGUCGGCGGCGGGGCCGCCGCGGAAUGUCGGCGGCGGCAAUGGCGGCGGGGGCGGCAGCGCGGGGUCGUCGGCGGUGACCACGCCGUCGUGGUGGGCGGGCGACCCGGAGGCCAAGCGCCGGCGGCGGGUGGCGGCCUACAAGGCCUACGCCGUGGAGGCCAGGGUCAAGGCGUCGCUCCGCCGCGGCCUCCGCUGGAUCAAGGACCGCUGCACCGGCAUCGUCCACCACCGCCGGUGA
Molecule: messenger RNA, 267 nt
Organism: Triticum turgidum subsp. durum (durum wheat)
Lineage: Eukaryota; Viridiplantae; Streptophyta; Magnoliopsida; Poales; Poaceae
Source: the annotation of a GenBank genome assembly